Messenger RNA from Tauraco erythrolophus (red-crested turaco), 1242 nucleotides. It is a transcript of the gene CACUL1, whose product is annotated as CDK2 associated cullin domain 1. Gene Ontology annotation, molecular function: protein kinase binding; ubiquitin protein ligase binding. Lineage: Eukaryota; Metazoa; Chordata; Aves; Musophagiformes; Musophagidae. Gene Ontology annotation, biological process: ubiquitin-dependent protein catabolic process; G1/S transition of mitotic cell cycle; positive regulation of protein kinase activity. The record is from RefSeq and is a predicted model, not a curated record.
GCCGCCAUCAACAUCAACGCCUCGACCUCCAAGUUCCUAAUGAAUGUUAUAACAAUUGAAGACUAUAAGAGCACAUAUUGGCCAAAGUUGGACAGUGCCAUAGAUCAGCUUUUAACUCAGUGUCCUGGUGACUACAUCCCUAUCUCCUAUGAACAAAUAUACAGUUGUGUGUAUAAGUGUGUAUGCCAGCAGCAUUCGGAACAGAUGUAUAGUGACCUAAUAAAAAAGAUAACUAACCACUUAGAGAGAGUCUCAAAGGAGCUGCAGGCCAGCCCUCCAGAUCUCUAUAUUGAAAGAUUUAACGUAGCUCUUGGACAGUAUAUGGGAGCAUUGCAGAGCAUUGUGCCUCUUUUCAUAUAUAUGAAUAAAUUUUACAUAGAAACCAAGCUUAACAGAGACUUAAAAGAUGACCUUAUAAAGCUGUUUACGGAACAUGUUGCAGAAAAGCACAUUUACAACCUAAUGCCUUUACUUUUGGAAGCUCAGUCAACACCUUUUCAAAUAACUCCUUCAACCAUGGCAAAUAUUGUGAAAGGCCUAUAUACACUACGACCAGAAUGGGUACAGAUGGCACCAGCUUUAUUUUCUAAAUUCAUCCCAAAUAUUCUGCCCCCUGCUGUGGAAUCUGAGCUUCAGGAAUAUGCUGCUCAAGACCAGAAACUUCAAAGAGAGCUUAUGCAGAAUGGAUUUACUAGGGGUGACCAGUCACGGAAGAGAGCUGGAGAAGAGUUAACCUACAAUGGCUCAUCAGCUUGUGCAAGCUCCAGGGGGUACAGAUAGUGAAUAUACUGGAUCAGCUUCUAUUCCUAGCCAGAACAGACACUGGAGGAGCACAGGUGGUAUCCGGAGCCUCCUUUGGCAACUGCUGAUGCUCGAGCUCUGACACGAACUAUGCCUCAAAGAAGAGUUUUAGACUUCUUUAUGUAAUAAAAUGUCAGUUGCUGCUACAAUUGGGAUGACUUUGAAAGACACGAUUCCUCGGUCUGGCACCUCAACAAGUUCAUGUUCUGUGAUUUUUGUGAGGAAUGCACCUUGAAAAACAAUCCUUUCAAAGUGGGAAUGGGCAGCCAAAAUCAGCAGCUUCCAAAAGCGUUAGAAUGGAAGAAUCUUUUUUGCACUCUUUUCUUAAUAUUAAAGACAUUCUUAAAACUAGAUAACACGUCACUGUAUUAGUUUUUAAACUUCAAGGUAUUUUCUGGAGCUUUUACUUAAAUAAUAAGAAUAAAGUUUCAUUAUUUUGCA